AAUAUCUAAUUCGGCAAUAUUUUAAUAAACAAAAUGUUCGAAUUGGAAGAAUAUUCAAGUGGUUUCCACGAUGGUUUCCUUAAUAAAUAUGCAGAUAAUUGUCGUCCUACAUUAGAUUUUUAUAUAUCCGACUCAUUACAGGAUAUGAUCGAUGUAGACAUACGUAAUGAAAUAGCAACUUGUGUGGGUGAUAAUGCAGAAUUAUCACUUGUUAAUGAAUUUCCGUCCACAUUUGAAUAUGCAAACGACGGAAUGUCAUCGCCUCAUGAUAGCGAUAAUAAUACAGACUCCAAUGAUUUGGAAUUUGCUUCCAGUAAUAAAUCGCGGUAUUCGUUUAGUGAUUGGAUAUCUGGUAGCGCAACAAGUGGUACUGGAAGUUCAUGGUCGCAAGCCAAUGAUUUUUAUGCCGAUGUUGGUGCUUGCGUUAAUCCAAGAUCGGUUAUGCCAUAUAUAUCGCCAACAUUGAUGCGCAACUUACCGAAAAUGAAUCUUAAUGCAGCGAGUCGUGUGCGUGCAACAUCACCGUCCUCACCUAAUGUUAAUGAAUCAAAAUCACAUCUAACCUUUUCGCCGGCUCAAGUGAAGGUUAGCGCAAAUUCUAUACGUCAUGAGCAGAUCUCAGCACAUAUACCGAAACAAAUAGUUACAAUCUCAUCUGCAGUAACUGCAGGCACUACAGCACCGGCUACAUUAGCCACAAAUUCCUUAUUGCAACGCAAGAAUGUACAGUCUGUGGAUAUUGUCAAAAAAGAUCUUGGUCUACAAUUAGCCAAAGCUUCAUCAACAAUUACCUCAAAUACAGCAAAUGUUGUUAUAGAUGAUAAUAUUAAAAUAAUACAGAGCAAUAAUAGUGGCAAUGUUCAGACUGUUUUAAAUACCAAUGGCCUAUUGAGUAAUACGGCGACUACUAAUACAAUUAAAUUGGCACCCGGCAUUGGUGGUUUAACAUUUGCAAAUAGCAUUACAUAUAACAAAUUAAAACAACAAACUGUAAAAUCCCCACAAGGAUCUCCAGUUAUUGGUACACCAACAUCAAUCGCUUCUAAACGUGAUCGUGUUUCAAGUCCAUUGCCAAAUGGCAAUACAUUACUCAUGAAUGGCAACAGUCAACAUGUUAAUAAGGUUAUAGCACGUAAUGCUGCGCAGACCGCUUCAGGAUUUACACCAAAGAGCAUAGCAUCUGCUGUUCAUUCACAUCACAUGCAAAAUCUUAAUUUAGGUUCUCCGACGUCGAAUACAGUUCAUACUUCUCAAACUAUUACCAACAUCAAUUCUAAUACAAUACAUAUAUCUUCAGGUUCAAAUAAUAUUACCGAAGUAACAGCACCACCAGUUGCACCAUCAGUUGCCAGACAACAAACUCAACAAAGAAAUAAGACACCUGUGAAUGUCUCAAAAUAUCCGAAACCUUCCUAUUCAUUCUCCUGCCUAAUAGCGAUGGCAUUAAAAAAUUCACGCCGAGGUUCACUGCCAGUGUCAGAGAUUUAUAGUUUUAUAUGUGAACAUUUUCCGUAUUUUGAAUCUGCGCCUAGUCCAUGGAAAAAUAGUGUUCGUCAUAAUCUAUCAAUGAAUAAAUGCUUUCAAAAAAUUGAGAAACCUGCCACAAACGGAAGUCAACGUAAAGGUUGUCUUUGGUAUACAAAUCCCGAUCGUGUAGCUAAACUCGAUGAAGACAUACAAAAAUUUUCUCGUAAAGAUUCUAUGGCUAUACGAAAUGCAAUGGUUAAUCCAGAAAAUUUGGAAGCAUUAGAACGUGGCGAAAUGAAACAUGGCAGUUUAGGCGAUUCCGAUGUCGAAUUAGAUAGUCAAUCAGAAAUCGAAGAAUCCUCCGAUAUAGAAUUAGAUGAAGGUGUAGUUGAUAAUAUGUUCGUCGAAGAAGAAAUUGAUGAGGAAGAAAUGUUUAGCAAUGAAUCUAUGAACCAUAUGAAGAUUGAGAAUGAAGAGUUAAGUGGGCAACAACAAGAUUUUGAUAUUGAGGUUGGUGAUUAUUAUGAUGCGAUAGAAUUAGAUGGCGAUAAGUUGACAGAAAUAAAUCAAGCUGAUAUUAUUGAGUUAAGUCCUACAGAUAUAAAUGCUACACACUGUCAACAAUUGAAGCAAGAACAAAAUGUUGAUUAUCAAUCACCAAAACGAGCGCGAUUAAAUGUCAAUUAUUCUAUUGGUCCUGUUGUUGAAUUGGAAAAACAAAUUCAACAGAAUCAGCAACAUCAGCAGCAUCAACAGCAAUUGGUACACGUGCGACAGCAGCAAUUGCAACAGCAAAGGCAACAGCUUUUACAACAAGGAUUCAAAACAAUAAAAUUACAAGCAUCCACUCUCCAACAAUUACAACAACAACAGCAACAGCAGCAGCAACAUGUAAUUGUACAGACAUUGGGUACUAAUGGAGGCAAUCUUACGACUGCUACCAAUUCGCCGCAAUAUCAACAGAUCAGUGCAAUUCCUAACCAAAAUCGCCGCAAAAUGCAAUUGGUUAGUCGUAUUGUGUAAGGUUUAGAAACAUUUAUCCUAACAACGUUUGCGAUGUUUUCGAGGUUUUUUCUUGAGACUCAAAUGUUUCUCACAAAUUUGCGAUGUUUUCGAUGUUUUUUUCUCUCGAAACAAUGAAAUGUUACUCACAAAUUUUAUGAACUUAAUAUUAAUAUAUGUAAAUAUUUCGAUUUUUUUUGUAUUGAACGCAAUCGGUUUCUCCAAUCGAAGCUGAUCCGGUUCUCUUGUAUUGAACCCUAUCGGUUCUCUUGCAACAAAAUUUACAAAAAUAUCCUUAAAGCAGUACGGAUUGGCUGCAAAUUCUAUUUAAGUCAGAGAAAUCAAUUUGUUUUAUACGCUUAAACUUAUGUUUAAUAUUUUUACGUCAGUGAUGAGUUCGAGUGUGUGUUACGUGUAAAUUUACAUUUAUUUCUAGUAAUUUUAAGAUUUAAACUUAAGUCGUAUUUAAGAUUUAGUAAAUAAGAUGCGUCGGAAUGUCAAGAGCCGCCAAUUAAUUUUAUUUUUUUGAAAACAUUUUAAUUUUUUCAAACUUUUGAU
This is a messenger RNA of Teleopsis dalmanni, 3027 nucleotides long. RefSeq lists its product as uncharacterized. Gene Ontology annotation, molecular function: transcription cis-regulatory region binding; DNA-binding transcription factor activity, RNA polymerase II-specific. The record is from RefSeq and is a predicted model, not a curated record. The transcript has 3 exons. Lineage: Eukaryota; Metazoa; Arthropoda; Insecta; Diptera; Diopsidae. Gene Ontology annotation, biological process: regulation of transcription by RNA polymerase II. The coding region runs from base 34 to 2490 and encodes 818 amino acids.